AUGGGUAGGCUCGGAAUUGCAAGGGAAACAAUCUGUCCUGAAGAGUCGUCGCCAAAAAAUGGCCGGAAGGUGGCCCACGCAACGUUGGAACUUCGCCGGAAAAUUUUCUUUGGACAGCUACAGUAUCGCCAGAGAUUUUCACUGGGAUUUGGUCGCCGGACAGUGACUACUCUUGUGCUAGAAUUUUGUUCAUUCAAUGUUGAUGAUGAAGACUACAUGGGUUAUGAUUACAGCAUUAUAGGCCAGCUGUCUGAAGUGCGGAUUGUUUAUUUGAAUCGCUUUAUCCAAGAGAUUGUCAGUUACUUCAUGGGUCUUGUUCCAAACAGUUCUAAUGAUGUUGUCAGAAUAAACGAUCAAGUUACAAACUCGGAGAAGUGGUUUACAAGAAGUGAGGUUGAAGGAUCGCCUGCUUUAAAGCUGGAUCUUUCUCUAAGAAAGCCUAUAAUUUUAAUGCCUCGAAGGACUGAUAGCCUUGAUUAUUUGAAGCUCGAUGUUGUUCAUAUCACUGUCCAAAACAGGUUUCAGUGGUUUUGUGGUAGCAAAAGUGAAAUGAAUGCCGUACACAUGGAAAUAUUAACAAUCUCUGUCAAGGACAUCAAUUUAAAUGUGGGUGCUGGCUCAGAAUUGGGUGAAAGUAUAGUCCAAGAUGUCAAUGGAAUUUCAAUUGUUAUACAGCGAUCGCUGAGGGACCUAUUGCAUCAAAUCCCUAGCAUCGAAGUUGCUAUCAAGGUUGAAGAAUUAAAAGCUGCUCUAUCAAGCAGGGAGUAUGAGAUAAUUGCAGAAUGUGCGCAGGAAAAUCUUUCAGAGACUCCUAAUGUUGUGCCUCCUCUAAUAGAUGACGCCUCAUCAUCUUCAGCUGUCAAGACACAACAUUUAUCAGUGAGAAAUUCUGAUGCUGUUAAAUCUGAAGCUGAAGAUAAAGAUAAGUGGAUUGUAACCAAGGUCUCUAUUGCUAUUGAUCUGGUUGAGCUUGGUCUUCACUAUGGAUUGACAAGGGAUGCAUCGCUUGCCACGAUGCAGGUAAGUGGUCUGUGGCUUCUCUACAAAUCCAAUACAGCAGGAGAAGGCUUUCUGUCUUCGACACUCGAAGAUUUCACUGUGAUGGAUAAUCGUGAAGGUAUAGAACAGGAACUCAGGUUGGCAAUUCGGAAGCCUGAAACAAUUUGGUACAAUCCUUCACAGUCAGUGACUGAUGCUGGUGAAUAUGCUGGCAUGGCCUUCAGUACAAGUAGUGACAAGGACAUGAAACUCGUACCUUCAAUGGUUAUUCUUGAUGCAAGAUUCUAUGAAAAUUUGACAUCUUUUUCUCUCUUCAUUCAAAGGCCACAACUGCUAGUUGCACUUGAUUUUCUGCUUGCUGUUGUUGAGUUCUUUGUACCAAAUGUUCGAAGUAUGCUGGCAAACGAUGACCAUGGAAGUUCUGCUAAUGCUGUAGAUGCUGUUAUUCUUAAUGACUCAGUUUACAAUCAGCCUUCUGCUGAACUCUCACUUUCUCCUCAGAAACCUUUGGUUGCCGAUGAUGAAAGUUAUGACUUUUUCACAUAUGAUGGCAGAGGUGGAACUUUGUUUUUGCAAGAUAGGAGAGGACAAAAUCUCUCUUCUCCGAGUGAAGAGGCUGUAAUUUAUGUUGGAAGUGGAAAGAAGUUGCAAUUUAAGAAUGUUAAGAUCAAGAAUGGAAAAUAUUUGGAUUCAUGCGUUUUACUUGGAUCCAAUAGCAGCUAUUCUGCUUCAGAGGAUGAUGGAGUCUUCUUUGAUGAAGCUUCAUGUGAAGGACCAUCAGAAGAUGAUUCUGGAGUGACCGUAGAUGCUGUGCCAUCUCAGAAUACUAAUGUCAGCAGAUCUGCAGAGUUUAUAUUUGAGCUGAAGGCUAUUGGUCCAGAGCUUACCUUCUAUAAUACAUCAAGAAGUGUGGGAGAGUCUGCUUCCCUUUCGAACAAAUUAUUGCACACGCAGUUGGACGCCUUCUGCAGGAUUGUUUUAAAAGGCGAUACCUUUGAUGUGAAUGCAAAUGUUCUUGGAUUAACUAUGGAGAGCAAUGGAGUUAGAAUAGUGGAACCUUUUGAUACCUCUGUGAAGUUCUCUAAUGCUUCCGGAAAGUCAAAUAUACAGUUGGCUGUCUCCGAUAUUUUUAUGAACUUUUCAUUCAGCAUCUUAAGACUGUUUUUGGAAGUUGAGGACGAUAUUUUGGCAUUUUUGAGGACCACAUCAAAGAAAAUGACGGUGGUGUGCUCCGAGUUUGACAAAAUUGGGACAAUCAAAAGUCCGUCUAACCAGAUAUAUGCUUUCUGGAGAGCUCGUGCUCCGCCUGGUUAUGCAACAGUUGGUGACUAUCUGACACCAACCGACAAGCCACCCACAAAAGGAAUCAUCGCUGUGAAUACCAGCUUUGUCAGAGUAAAGAGGCCAGAGUCUUUCUUGCUUAUUUGGCCCUCAUCCUCAUACAAGGAUGGUGAAUUGUGUACAACCACGUGUUUAUCUGAAGAAGAUAGCACCUGUUCCAUUUGGUUCCCUAAAGCACCUAAAGGUUAUGUUGCAGUGGGCUGUGUAGUCUCUCCUGGAAGGAUGCAACCUCCAAUAUCGUCAGCCUGGUGCAUCUUAGCCUCUUUAGUUUCACCAUGUGAUCUGAGAGAUUGUGUUAAUAUUGACAUUAUGAGUAGAUCUUCCAACUUGGCAUUCUGGCGCGUGGAUAAUUCCAUUGGUACCUUCCUGCCUUCAGAUCCAACUACUUUGGAGUUGUGUGGCAGAGCAUAUGAUCUUCGGCAUAUUUUCUUUGGGCUUCCCAGAGAUUUCUCUGAAACAUCAAAGAGCUCAGAAACUAGGGCUUCCUCUAGUCGAAAUCAUGCAGUUCAAUCAGAGAGGUCAUCCACUGUAAACUCUGGUCGCAGGUCUGAAGCCAUUGCAACAUUUAGGUUAGUUUGGUGGAAUCAAGGUUCUGGAUCUAGAAAGAAAUUAUCUAUAUGGCGCCCUAUUAUUCCUCAAGGGAAGGUAUAUUUUGGUGAUAUUGCAGUUCAAGGGUAUGAGCCUCCAAAUACUUGUAUCGUACUUCAUGAUUGUGAUGAGCUUUACCAAGCCCCUUCAGAUUUUAAGCUUGUGGGACAGAUGAAGAAACAUAGAUCAGUUGAUAGUAUAUCUUUUUGGAUGCCUCAGCCUCCUCCAGGCUUUGUGUCCUUGGGUUGUAUAGCUUGUAAAGGUGCACCAAAGCAAUCUGAUUUUGACUCCUUAAGAUGCAUCCGCAGUGAUAUUGUUGCCAGUGAUCAAUUUUCGGAACAAAGCAUUUGGGAUACAUCUGAUGCUAAAUUUAUGAAGGAGCCAUUUAGUUUAUGGGUUAUUGGAGAUGAGUCAGGAACCUUUAUUGUUCGCAGUGGUUUCAAGAAGCCUCCAAAGAGGCUUGCUUUAAAGAUUGCUGAUCGAGAUAUGGCUAGUGGUCCAGAUGAUAUGGUGGUUGACGCAGAAAUCAGAACAUUCUCUGCAGCCCUCUUUGAUGAUUAUGGUGGCUUGAUGGUUCCUCUAUGUAAUGUGUCUUUCAGUGGCAUAACUUUCAAUCUACAUCAAAGGUCUGACUAUCUGAAUUCCAGUGCGACCUUCUCCUUGGCCGCUAGAUCAUACAAUGAUAAGUAUGACUCUUGGGAGCCUCUUUUGGAACCAGUUGAUGGAUUAUUGAGGUAUCAGUACGACGUGAAUGCUCCUGGUGCAGCUUCGCAGCUUCGUCUUGCAUCUACUGGGGAUUUGAACUUAAAUAUAUCUGUGUGUAAUGCCAACACAAUAUUUCAGGCUUAUGCCAGCUGGAAUAAUCUGAGCAAUGUCAAGGAAUCCUACCAGGAUGCAGUCGCACCAAUUGGAGGAAGCAGGUCCAUCAUUGAUGUUCAUCACAGAAGAAAUUAUUUCAUUAUCCCACAGAAUAAACUUGGUCAGGACAUUUUCAUAAGAGCUACGGAAAUCAGGGGCCUACCUAGCAUAACUAAAAUGCCGUCUGGAGAUAGCAAACCAAUUAAAGUACCUGUUGCAAAGAAUAUGUUGGAUUCACACUUGAACGGAAGUCUUUUUGAAAAAGGCAAAUCCAUGUUGACAAUAAUAAUAGCAGAGGCAGAGUUCCAACAGGUUGAAGGCUUGUCUUCUCAUGAGUAUGCAGUAGAAGUCCGUCUUGCUCCAGAUGAGAGUCACCCUUGCCAAUCUCUGUCCACUCAACAAAGUGCACGUACUCGUGGCAAUAACUCAUAUGGUUCUAUAUCUUCUGAUGUAAUCUCAGUGAAAUGGAAUGAAGUAUUUUUCUUCAAAGUUGAUUCACCGGAUUUUUUCAUUCUGGAGCUUGUCGUGAUGGAUAUGGGAAGAGGUGAUAUUGUUGGUUAUUCAUCAGCUCCUCUAAACCAUAUAUCUAGACCCCAGGAGAAUCCAGUGUCUUACAAUAGUUCACUUGAACUCAAUUGGCUAGCAUUGUCCUCUUCGCGGUCUAUGAUGAUGACUAGUGAAGGAAAAGAAAUGAAUUCAUCAGGAAGAAUAAAAUUGGCUGUUUACUUGUCUCCUCAACUUGAAGUUGAAAAGAGUGGGAAGUCCUUUAACACUCGGACAAAAUCUGGGUUUAUCCAGAUUAGUCCUACCAGGGAGGGACCUUGGACUGCUGUGAGGCUGAAUUAUGCUGCACCUGCUGCUUGUUGGCGACUGGGAAAUACUGUUGUUGCCAGUGAAGUGAGCAUAGCUGAUGGAAAUCGAUAUGUCAAUAUUAGAUCUCUAGUUUCAGUUCGUAACUACACUGAAUUUACGCUGGAUUUACAGCUCAUGCUCAGUGCUUUAAAUGAGAAAAAAAGACCAGAUGAUGAUGAGAGAAAAAAGGUUUAUGGUGAUGAAAUUGUGACAGAUGAGUUCUUUGAGACCCAAAAAUAUAAUCGUGAUAUUGGGUGGUUUGACGUUAAUGAGGGGAGAAAUGAAGUUGAGGUUCCAUCAGGCUGGGAAUGGGUUGAUGAAUGGCAUGUAGAUAAGAAUUCUGUGAACACUGCUGAUGGAUGGGUUUAUGCUCCAGAUUUCAAUAGUUUGAAAUGGCCAGAGUCGUCCAAUCCACUAAAAUCUGUAAACUAUGCAAGACAGAGGAGGUGGCUUAGGAAUAGGCAAGGCAAGCCGAGAGAUCCCCAGGCUCAUAUUUAUGUUGGGCCUGUAAGGCCUGGUGAAGUUGUUCCCUUGCCUUUAUCUGUCCUGACCCAUUCUGGACUUUAUGCACUGCAAGUGAGGCCUUCAAACCUGGAAAAAACUGAAGAAUAUUCGUGGAGUUCUGUAAUGGACAUGUCUGGAAACACUCAGGAUCUUGGGAUGCCAGCAGAAAACUCUGGAAUAUCUGUAUCCAUUCUCAGUGAGUCUGAGAAACUCCUAUACUGCCCUGUAGUUAGUGGAACCUCAUCCAAUAGUAACCGGGGCAUGUGGUUCUGCUUGAGCAUACAAGCAACAGAGAUUGCAAAGGACAUGCACUCUGAUCCUAUUCAAGAUUGGACCCUCGUGAUCAGGCCACCACUUGCGAUUACCAAUUAUCUUCCUCUUACUGCUGAAUAUUCUGUUCUUGAGAUGCAAGUCGAUGGUCAUUUUCUCACUUGCGAUAGAGGGGUAUUCUGUCCUGGUGAAUCUGUCAAGUUUUAUAAUGCCAACAUAAGGAAUCCUCUGUACUUUUCGUUGCUUCCGCAAAGAGGAUGGUUGCCAUUACAUGAGGCUAUACUCAUAUCCCAUCCUAAGAAGGCACCUUCAAAGACAAUAAAUCUAAGAAGCUCAAUUUCUGGAAGGAUUGUUCAAGUAAUUGCUGAACAUGUGCAUACCCAUGAAAGGCCUCUGCAAGCAAAGAUCACCAAGGUCUAUGCUCCUUUCUGGCUUUCAGUUGGACGAUGUCCACCUAUUACUUUCAGGCUUAUCGAUUUGAGUGGGCGGACAACAAAGAAGAUUGCUUUCCCUUUGCUAUCUAAAAGGAAUAAUGAACUUGUCCUGGAGGAGAUCUCUGAGGAGGAAAUAUAUGAAGGAAAUACAAUUGCGCCUGUUUUAAACUUCAAGUUAUUAGGCCUUUCAGCAUCAAUUAACAUGUCUAGUGAGGAGAGUUUUGGUCCUGUUAAAGAUCUUUCUCCGUUGGGUGACAUGGAUGGCUCGCUGGAUUUCUGCGCCUACAGCGCUGAUGGAAAUUGCAUGCGGCUUUUUGUAUCAUCAAAACCUUGCCCUUAUCAAACUGUUCCAACAAAGGUUAUUACUGUUCGACCAUUUGUUACAUUUACCAAUAGACUUGGUCAAGACAUAUUUUUGAAAUUGAGCAGCGAAGAUGAGCCAAAGGUUUUGCGUGCAUCUGAUGCCAGAGUCUCAUUUAUAUAUCGCGACACGGGUGGACCUGAUGAACUCCAGGUCCGACUGGAUGAUACAAAUUGGUCAUUUCCUAUUCAAAUUGUUAAGGAGGACACAGUUCUUCUUGUCUUGAGGAGAAACGAUGGCACGCGAAGAUUUUUGAAGAUGGAAAUUCGUGGCUUUGAGGAGGGGUCACGUUUCAUAGUUGUUUUCCGCCUUGGAUCAACAAGGGGUCCAAUUAGGAUUGAGAACAGGACGAGGAGGAUGGUCAUUAGACUUCAUCAAUCUGGAUUUGGCAAUGAUGCAUGGAUCCAGCUACUGCCUCUUUCAACCACAAACUUUUCAUGGGAGAAUCCCUAUGGCCAAAAACUUAUUGAUGCUGAGAUUUAUAGUGGCGAUAGCUCUAUGGUCUGGAAAUUUGAUUUGGAGAAGUCAGGGUUCUGUUCUGAAUGUGAUGGAUCAGGCUUGCUUUUCCAUGUUAUAGAUAUGGCUGAUGUCAGGGUUGCUAGGUUUAUUGACGAGGGAGCAGCAUUAUUAAUUUCAAAAGAAGGGAACAUGUCUCUUGCAGAAGUUGGAAAUCUUGGCAGUUCUCACAUACAGAACCAGAUGCAGGAGAAUGGAUCUCCUCUAGAAAUUACAGUUGAGUUGGGUGCUAUUGGGGUUUCUUUUGUGGACCAUAGACCCAGAGAGCUAUCCUAUUUGUAUCUGGACAGAGUCUUCAUAUCCUAUUCUACGGGAUAUGAUGGUGGAACCACAAGCAGGUUUAAGCUUAUAUUGGGGUUCUUGCAGCUUGACAAUCAACUGCCUCUCACAUUGAUGCCUGUACUGCUGGCACCUGAACAAAACAUUGAUGUACAUCAUCCAGUCUUCAAGAUGACCUUUACAGUGCGCAAUGAGAACAUUGAUGGUGUCCAGGUAUACCCUUAUGUUUAUGUAAGGGUAACAGAUAAAUGCUGGAGGCUUAACAUUCAUGAGCCAAUAAUUUGGGCUUUUGUAGAUUUCUACAACAAUCUUCAACUAGAUCGCCUACCAAACAGUUCUAGUGUCAGCCAGGUUGAUCCUGAAAUACGUGUAGACUUGAUUGAUAUAUCUGAACUAAGGCUGAAGGUUUCAUUGGAGAGUGCACCUGCUCAGCGACCAGAUGGGGUUCUAGGCGUUUGGGGCCCAGUGCUGUCGGCUGUUGGAAAUGCCUUUAAAAUACAGAUCCAUUUAAGGAAAGUGAUCCGCAGAGACAGAUUUAUGAGAAAAAGCUCUGUCAUUUCUGCAGUAGGAAAUCGUAUUUGGAGAGAUUUAAUUCAUAACCCUCUGCACUUAAUAUUUUCAGUGGAUGUAUUGGGUAUGACAAGUUCAACUUUAGCCUCUCUCAGCAAAGGCUUUGCUCAACUAUCAACAGAUGGACAGUUUUUGCAGCUGCGUUCAAAGCAGGUAUGGUCAAGAAGAAUAACCGGAGUUGGUGAAGGGAUCAGGCAAGGGACUGAAGCCCUAGCACAAGGUGUUGCAUUUGGAGUUUCUGGGGUAGUGACAAGGCCUGUGGAGAGUGCUAGACAAGAUGGCCUUCUUGGCUUUGCCCAUGGGCUUGGACGAGCUGUUGUGGGAUUCGUUGCUCAACCAGUGAGUGGAGCAUUGGACUUCUUUUCAUUGACUGUCGAUGGGAUUGGUGCAAGUUGUUCUCGUUGCAUAGAAAUUCUUAGUAACAAGACCACCUUCCAUAGGAUAAGAAAUCCCCGUGCUAUUCAUGCAGACAAUAUACUUAGAGAUUACAGCGAGCGAGAAGCACUAGGUCAAGUGAUACUACAUCUUGCUGAAGAAAGCCGACAUUUUGGUUGCACUGAACUUUUUAAAGAGCCUUCUAAAUUUGCCUUGUCUGAUUAUUAUGAAAAUCACUUUAUGGUUCCCUAUCAGCGGAUUGUUUUAGUGACUAAUAAACGUGUAAUGCUCCUCCAGUGUGUGUCUGCUGAUAAGAUGGACAUGAAGCCCUGUAAAAUCAUGUGGGAUGUACCUUGGGAAGAACUCAUGGCACUUGAAUUAGCAAAAGCUGGCUACCCUAGACCUUCUCACUUGAUCAUCCAUAUCAAAAAAUUCCGAAGGUCUCAGAAGUUUGUCCGUGUAAUAAAGUGCAACACUGAAGAAGAAACUGAGGUGCCUCAAGCUGUAAGAAUCUGUUCGGUUGUGCGUAAAAUAUGGAAAGCACACCAAACUGACGUGGCAUGUCUGCAGCUGAAGGUUCCUUCAAGCCAGAGGCAUGUAUCCUUUGCUUCAAAUGAUAAUGAUGGAAGAGAUUCGUUUAGCCAGAAAAAGGCCAUAAUUGAAUCAAGGGAGCUGGCUUCCUGGGGUGCUGUCUCUGAUAGAAGAAAAUUUGUUCAACAUGCUAUCACAUUUUCCAAGGUAUGGAGCAGUGAACGAGAGUUGAAAGGUCGUUGUACAUUGUGCCGGAAGAAUGUUUCAGAAGAUGGUGGAAUCUGUAGUAUUUGGCGCCCUUCCUGUUUACCCGAUGGGUACAUCUCAAUUGGGGAUAUUACUCGUGUUGGUUGUCAUCCUCCUAAUGUUUCAGCUGUAUACCGUUAUUCUGACAAGUUGUUCGCCCUCCCAGUCGGUUAUGACCUGGUGUGGAGGAACUGCUCAGAUGACUACACCAAUCCCGUAUCAAUUUGGCAUCCUCGUGCUCCUGAGGGCUUUGUAUCUCCGGGAUGUGUUGCUGUACCUGAUUUUGCUGAGCCGGAACCAAAUGCUGCAUACUGUGUCGCAGAAACAUUGGCCGAGGAGACAGUAUUUGAAGAACAAAAGAUCUGGACAGCGCCAGAUUCAUAUCCCUGGGCAUGUCAUAUCUACCAGGUGCGCAGUGAUGCACUUCAUUUUGUUGCUCUCAGGCAGCCCAGAGAAGAAUCGGAUUGGAAGCCAAUGAGAGUUAUCGAUGACCCACAGCUUCACAUUGAGCUCUAGGAAGUUCGAUUAUAUUCCAGGUACUAACCCAAUAAACAAAGCAGCUUUCUUGAUUUUGCUUUCCCUUUUGGAGAAACGCUGGUUUGUGGCACUGCUUCCAUCAUAAUUGUAUCCAUCUUAAUUGAAAAGUUGUCUUGAGUAGUUUGUAGAGUCAGAACUGUGUAUUCAUGUACAUAAUUGUACCCUUGGGAUCACAAUGAUAUAUUACGGAUCUUCCUAAGAGGCUGCUUUCCACAAUUUUGGAAAUGAUCAUUUCGAGCAUUCAAAAGCUCCUUAGAAGCUUAUGGUUAUC
Nicotiana tabacum (common tobacco) is the source of this 9532-nucleotide messenger RNA. Lineage: Eukaryota; Viridiplantae; Streptophyta; Magnoliopsida; Solanales; Solanaceae. The record is from RefSeq and is a predicted model, not a curated record.